This is a messenger RNA of Lathyrus sativus (Indian pea), 2247 nucleotides long. Lineage: Eukaryota; Viridiplantae; Streptophyta; Magnoliopsida; Fabales; Fabaceae. The record is from the annotation of a GenBank genome assembly.
AUGGCUAUGCAACAAUACAUAGGUUCUUCUUCUUCUUCAUCUUCUAAGGUAGCAUCCUUGAAAAGAUUUGAUGUUUUUAUUAGCUUUCGUGGUGAGGAUACUCGUAAAACCUUCACGAGUCAUCUUUAUGAAGCUCUCAACAAAAAAGUUCUAACAUUCAUUGACAAUAUUGAACUUGAAAAAGGAGAUGAGAUCUCAUCAGCACUCAACAAAGCCAUUGAGGAGUCAGACGCAUCUGUAGUCAUAUUUUCAAAAGACUAUGCAUCUUCAAAAUGGUGUUUGAAUGAACUCGUUAAGAUUCUAGAAUGCAAGAGAGAUCGCAGACAGAUUGUCAUACCUGUUUUCUAUGAUAUAGAACCAUCUGAUGUCAGGAAUCAAACUGGGACUUAUCGACAAUCUUUUGAAAAACAUGAGCGAGAUUUGAGACACAACAAAGACAAGUUGCAGAAAUGGAAAGAUGCACUCACCGAAGCAGCCAAUUUAUCUGGAUGGAACUCUCAAAAUUACGGGAUCGAAUCAAAUUUCGUUAAGGACAUUGUAGAAGAUGUUUUGAAAAAAUUGUAUGGGAGAUACCCAUUUGAAGUUAACAGGGAACUUGUUGGCAUUGAUACAAAGUAUGAAAAGAUGGAAUCUUUACUGAAAAUUGGGUCAAAUGAUGUUAGGAUCCUUGUAUUAUGGGGAAUGGGAGGCAUAGGAAAGACCACUCUAGCCAAACAUGUAUAUGGUAGACUCUGUUCUCAAUUUGAACGUACUUGCUUCAUUGAAAAUAUAAGGGAAGAAUCAACCAAGUAUGGACUCAAGUCUGUACGUAACAAACUUUUUUCUACAUUGUUGGAGUUUCCUCUCAAUGCACCUUAUGCAGAAACUCCAAUUUUCAAAAACAGACUUGCACAUGAAAGAAGUCUCAUUGUGUUGGAUGAUGUGGCAACUUUAGAACAAGCAGAAAAUGUUAACAUAGUCCAUAAAUACUUGGGAGAAGGGAGUAGAGUCAUUAUCACAACUAGAGAUAUGCAGAUAUGUAGUCAAUUUGACGAGUGUGAAAUAUAUGAGUUUGAGGAGAUGAAUGCAGAUGAAUCUCUUCAAUUAUUCUGUUGGAAUGCUUUUGGAGAAAAGUGUCCUAAGGAUGGAUAUGAUAAUCUAUCAGAAAGGGCAAUUCUUUUUUGUAGAGGCAAUCCCCUGGCGUUGAAAGUUUUAGGUGCAAACUUUCGUACAAAAAAAAGUAAAGAAGCAUGGGAAAGUGAGUUGGAGAAACUAAAAAAAAUUCCCAAUAAGAGAAUCCAUGAUGUGUUAAAAUUGAGUUUUGAUGACUUAGAUUCUACUCAACAAGCCAUAUUUCUAGACAUUGCAUGCUUCUCCAAAUAUUCAUGUAGAUAUGCUUAUAUCGAUGAUAAAGAUUACAAAACAGCAGUAUGGAAUGCUUGUGAGUAUUUUGCCGAGAGUGGAUUACAAGUCCUUAAAGAUAAAGCACUCAUAUAUUUUGAAAUGGAACGCUUUAUCACAAUGCAUGAUUUGUUAAUAGAAAUGGGAAAAGAGAUUGUUAUGAAAGAAUCAGUCAAAGACCCCGGAAGAAGAAGUCGAUUGUGGGAUCAAAAGGAUGUGUACGAUGUAUUGAAAUAUAACAAGGGAACUGAAGUUGUUGAAGCUAUAGAAUUUAAUAUUUAUGAACUUGGGGAUUUGUACUUGAACUCAGAUUCCUUUAAAAGCAUGAUCAACUUAAGACAUCUUUAUAUCAAUAUAGAUCAUCAAAGUAGAUUGCAUUUCCUUGAAGGUCUUGAGUGGUUGUCUGAUAAAUUGAGGUGUCUUGAGUGGCAUAAAUUCCCACUAGAGUCGCUGCCAUCAACCUUUUAUGCAAAAUUUCUUGUAAAGCUUAAAAUGCAGCAUAGCAAGCUUAAAAAGCUUUGGGAUGGAAUUCAGAGACUUGACAAUUUAAUGAUUCUUGAUCUUGAUUAUUCCGAAGACCUGAUUGAGAUUCCAGAUUUAUCAAGGGCCCCAAAUCUUCAAAUAGUAUCCCUUUCUUAUUGUAAGAGUCUUUGCCAACUCCAUCCAUCCAUUUUCAGUACUCCCAAGCUUACAAACCUAAAAUUAAAUGGAUGCGAAAAGAUUGGAAGUCUGAAAAAUAACGUUCAUCUAAAAUCUCUCCAAACACUGGAUCUCUCUGAUUCUUCUCUUGCCGAAUUUUCGGUGACAUCAAAGGAAAUAAUGAGCGGUGUUUAUGGGGCGCUGUUGUACAUGGAUUUUCUUCAUUGA